Messenger RNA from Cutaneotrichosporon oleaginosum, 1458 nucleotides. RefSeq lists its product as uncharacterized. Lineage: Eukaryota; Fungi; Basidiomycota; Tremellomycetes; Trichosporonales; Trichosporonaceae. The record is from RefSeq and is a predicted model, not a curated record.
AUGGCCGACACGAAGGCCCGCGGGCCCGUAGAGGAGCUUAUUGCCAAGCGGCUGCGCCCGCUGAACAAGAAGAUUCAACGCUUCAAAGGCUACCAGUCCAAGGCCCCCGCCGACCUCAACAAUGACCAGCGCGCCGGCAUUGCCUCUCUUCCGCAGCUCGAGGCUGCCGCUAAGGAGCUCGAAGAGCUCUCGCGUGCCGUCGAGGACGCAGAGCUCGUAGCGGCCGCCAAGAUACGCGAGGAGCGCGAAGCCGCGGAACGCGCGUUCGACGCCCGCGUCGCGGCCGCCAUCGCCGACUUCCAGCUGACCACCGCCACGCGCCUCGCCUCUUUCCUCUCACUUCACUCCCUCCUCCGCCCCGCGCGCCCCGACGACCACGAGAACCUCACCUUCGCCCCCCUUGCCCUCCCCCUCCGUCUGCAAGACGAGGUGCGCGCGACCGACAUCCUGCGUGUCGCGCGCAUGUACGAUGAUCUGACCUCUGGCGGAACCGCGGGGCAUGCUGUCCUUGUCUCGCUCUCCUCCGACAUACAGGAGGACGACGAGGAUGAAGAGGCUGUCCGCGUCCACCGCCUCCUCGCCCUACUCAGCCAGGAGGAGUCUGAGGUUGGAACCGAGGACAGUGUCGCUCUCGACGGGCAGAGCACCGUUCCCGAGCCGCCCCAAAGCGUCGCCGAUGCUCUCGAGACCACCCCAGAGGGCUCGGAGUUUGACCCACAGCGCACCCCCGUUGUGGCCACGGUCGGCCUUAGACCCUUCGACGAUGCGCCGCUCCUGCGCGGUGUCGCUCUAAACUUCCUGCAGGCGGACGAGCUGGCGCCCAGCACUGAUUCCGACUUCGCCAUCGAAGUGGAAACGCCCGUGACGGAAGUGACUUCGUCGCGCCAGUCGGUGACUUUGGACUGGGCGGAUCAGGACGACGACGACUCGGCUGCGCCUCUCGAGGCGGCACUUGGGUCGCCGACGCCCGAGGAGGGCGACGUGACGGUGCAGAUCGACGCCGUCGUGGUCGGCGUAGAGAGUCUCGAGGUGGGGUCGGAAAAGGAGGAGCCUGCCUCGGCGGCAUCGGGCGUCGCGUCGGCCGAGGAGAGCGGCGCGGAGCGCCGUAAGCGCAAGCCUAAACCGCGCGCGAAGAAGGACAAGGCGGCCGAGGUCGGCAAGGGCAAGCCGGUGGACGAGGAGGGUUUCGAGGUGAAGGCCCCGCGGCGGGCGAGCGUGCAGCGCGGGCGUGGAGGGCGCGGAGGACGUGGACGCGGUGCUCCCCGCGAAGGAGGACGCCAGGGUGAGCGUGAGCCUCGUGAGGGUGAGCGCCGCAAGUCGGAGAAGGAGGCCAACGGUGGACCACGACGCCCUCCCCGCAAGGAGGCCCCCAAGGACAAGCCCAAGGAGGCCAAGCCUAAGCCGUCGAUCUACAAGGCCGUCCAGCCGGGUGCGCCUACGUCGGCGCCUAUUCUGUAG